Colletotrichum graminicola M1.001 is the source of this 156-nucleotide messenger RNA. RefSeq lists its product as uncharacterized. NCBI's taxonomy places the organism in Eukaryota, Fungi, Ascomycota, Sordariomycetes, Glomerellales, Glomerellaceae. Bases 1 to 156 code for a protein of 51 amino acids. The transcript has 2 exons. The record is from RefSeq and is a predicted model, not a curated record.
AUGAUCAGGAACCGCAACCGGGGGGGGGCCAGGAAACUGGGCGCCCGCCGCCCUGCCAGACUCUGGAAGGAAGAAGGAAGAAGGAAGAGACCAAAGCUUCGAGACGUUGAGGGAGCUUGGGCCAAGGUGCGGGUCUCUCCUUCUUCUGGUACCUGA